Rasamsonia emersonii CBS 393.64 is the source of this 1707-nucleotide messenger RNA. RefSeq lists its product as uncharacterized. Gene Ontology annotation, molecular function: long-chain fatty acid-CoA ligase activity. The record is from RefSeq and is a predicted model, not a curated record. The transcript has 4 exons. Bases 1 to 1707 code for a protein of 568 amino acids. NCBI's taxonomy places the organism in Eukaryota, Fungi, Ascomycota, Eurotiomycetes, Eurotiales, Trichocomaceae. Gene Ontology annotation, cellular component: membrane; endoplasmic reticulum.
AUGACUGCGGAGACGUCCGGCUUGGAAAGGCUCGAUGCUAUCUUGGCCGACCUCCUGGCCGACUGGAACAUAUACUCGACCGUGAUCGCCGGAGCCAUAGUGGUCCUUGCUGGAUAUUCGUUGUUGCUCAGCUUAAGAGAACCAGAUGUUCAUCCAUAUUUGCUUGCUAGGCAGGCGACAGAGGCGCCCGUCAGACAACCUGGCGAGUCCGCGGCAUUCAGAAACCUAGAGACACCCCACGGGUUCCCCUUGAGGACGGGCCUUAAUGUGAAGGAUCCAGACGCACCGAAAUGGACAGGGGGACGAAAUGGAGACCUCCGCGAUAUCUGGAGGGCUGCCGUCCGGGGAUCGGUGGGUGAGAAUGGCACGCCCGCUGGGAAACGGGGAAAGAUCUAUACCGUACUGGGGAAGAACUUGGAGGAGCAUGAUCUGGAUGAUAUUACGCAGGAGAUCAAUAUCAUCGGAAAGUAUAUCAAUGAGUCGCAGGCCAAAAAGGUGGUCGUGUCUCUGUCCGACUCAGUGGAGCUCCUGGCUGCUAUCUUUGCUGGCGCUUUCUACAACUUCCAUGUCGUGAUUGUCCCGCACAACCUUGCCCCAGAGACUCUGGCAGACUACGUUCAAAAGUCGCAAGCUCAAGUACUGAUUGCUGAGGCCGGUACCGUCGAUCUUGCUGCUGUCACCAAGGGCAACAAGCAACUGAACCACGCCAUCUGGGUUGCAAAGCCAGUUAGCAGGCAUAUGGAUUGGAACGAGGUGCCUGCGGGCGUUGGCGGAGAAAUCGAGGUGUCUGUCUGGCAUGAACUGGUUAAAGACAAGAAACACUCCGUGGGAACUGAAGUUCCGCCGCUGGACCCGAAGUCAGAGACUCCGUCUAUUACGACUGUGUGGCCAUCUGCGUCGGGUGCUGCUGAAUUUGUGGAAUAUACGCCUCAGAACCUUGUGGCUGCGAUUGGUGCCCUGGGUAACUCUCUGCCAAGGAACCAACGAUUGACGCCCGAUGACCUUGUCCUUUCGAUUGACUCCCUCUCUCGUUCUUAUCCACUGUGCUGGGUGAUGGUCGCCCUUUUCUCCAACGCGUCUGUGGCCAUCAAUUCUGUUUCCGGAGAAGGCAUCGAUCUCGCGCUUGCGACAGUCGGUGUAUCGCCAACGGUCGUCAUCGCCUCUUCUCGGACGGUGUCCGACUACCAUAAGAAGUUCAUGCGUCCCCACACUGGACUGCUCUCCACAAUCGGUCGCAAGUUCCAGGCCCAAAGCCUUGACGCAGGCAGAAUGCCAACACAGAACCUCCUUAGCCGGCUGGCCAAUCUUGCACCGACUGCUGAGCUGUCUUUGCCGAAGUUGCGGUUGCUUCUUGUUUCCUAUCGCGUGGAUGACUCUCAUGAGAACCUCCUGAGCUCUGAGCAAUUGACAGACCUGAGAAUUUUCACCGGCGCUCGCGUGGUCUAUGCUUUGACCGCUGCAGGAGUGGCGGGAGCCAUCGCCCAGACUCACCCAUUCGAUUACAGAAGACACGAAGGGCCCGCUCACUUUGGACCCCCAUUGAGCAGUGUUGAAAUCGUCCUGACUGGCCAUCCUGAGAAUUCGGGUCUUGAGAGAGCCGUUGAGGGAGAGAUCACCGUCGCAGGGCCCGCUGUGGUCUCCAAGAAAGUGUCUUUGUCUGUUCGCGGACGUUUCCGUAAUGACAACACCCUUGCAGUGUGUAAAUGA